CAGCCAAGAGACUGCUGCCGCGUAUCAGAGUGGGGUCGUUUGAAGUAGUUUACUUUUUGAAUUCUGACGACUCCCUGUACAGUGUAAAGCCAUGUCCCCAUCAGUACCCCUGCAGGAGAUGAUCCGGGCCAUCAGGUCAGCCAGGACGCAGUGUGAGGAGCGGGGUGUCAUCCAGAGGGAGUGUGCUGCCAUCCGGGCACAGUUCAGGCAAGCCGACAACGGGGGUCGAUCUCACAACCUGGCCAAGCUGCUCUACGUGCACAUGUUGGGCUAUCCUGCUCACUUUGGUCAGAUGGAGUGUGUUCGGAUGAUAGCCAGCCCUCGCUACAGCGAGAAGCGUGUCGGAUACCUGGGAGCCAUGAUGCUGCUGGAUGAGAAGCAGGAUGCCAGCCUGCUCAUCACUAACUCCAUCAAGAAUGAUCUUGCUCACAGUAGCCAGUAUGUGCAGUCUCUGGCUCUGUGCACGUUGGCCUGUAUGGGUUCAGCAGAGAUGUGCCGAGAUCUGGCACCAGAGAUUGAGAGGCUGCUCCGAGCCUCCAACUCCUACAUUAAGAAGAAGGCUGCACUGUGUGCCGUACACAUUGUGAGGAAAGUUCAUGAUCUUGGGGAGAUGUUUGCGCCUGCCGCUCGUGGCCUCCUGGCUGAGAAGAACCACGGUGAGUUAACGGCACAUUCUAAUAACAUGUUUACUAGGCAGUUUGAUCCUAUUAAGCAUGUCUUCCAGAUACUGGUUCCAACAAUUCUUUGUGGUUUUGGCUGUUUAUCUCUAGGUGUGUUACAUGGUGCUGUAGUGCUCAUUACCGAGCUGUGUGAGCGGAAUCCAGAGACACUGGAGCGGUUCAGAAAGACAGUGCCAGAUCUGGUGCAGAUCAUGAAAGGUCUGGUCAUUUCCGGUUAUUCUCCUGAGCACGACGUGGCAGGAAUCAGUGAUCCCUUCCUGCAGGUGCGCAUCUUGAGGCUGCUGAGGAUCCUCGGCCGCAACAAUGAAACAGCCAGCGACGCCAUGAACGACCUACUAGCUCAGGUGGCUACCAACACUGACAGCACUAAGACUGUGGGCAACGCUGUGCUGUAUGAAACUGUUCUGACCGUGCUGGACAUCAAGUCAGAGAGCGGCCUCAGGGUUCUGGCAGUGAACAUCCUGGGACGGUUUCUCCUGAACAACGACAGGAACAUUCGGUAUAUUGCCAUGACUUCUCUUCAGAAGAUUGUUGGGACAGACCACACAGCAGUGCAGCGCCACCGAGGAACCAUAGUGGACUGCCUAAAGGACCAGGAUGCUUCUGUCAAGCGCCGUGCGUUGGAGCUCUCCUUGGCGCUGGUGUCAGCCAGCAACAUCCGCUCCAUGAUGAAGGAACUGCUCAUCUUCCUCUCCUCAUGCCCCGCCGAGCUCAGGUCUAAUGCUGCCAGUGGUAUAUUCAACGCCGCUGAGAGGUAUGCGCCCUCCCAGCGCUGGCACAUUGACACCAUCCUGCAUGUCCUUACCACGGCAGGGGGCGACGUGAGAGACGAAACUGUGCCGAACCUGAUCCAACUCAUCACCAACGCCUCAGAGCUUCACUGUUACACCGUUCACAAGCUAUACCGGGCUGUGCUCACUGACAUUUCUCAGCAACCCCUGGUCCAGGUGGCAUGCUGGUGUAUAGGAGAGUACGGGGACCUGCUGCUGAGAGGAGAGUGUCAGGACACUGAGCCUGUUCAGGUCACUGAGGACGACGUCCUGGACGCCCUGGAAACUGUUCUACAGUCCCACAUGUCGUCCCCGGCGACCAGAGGCUUUGCUCUCACUGCCACCAUGAAACUGAGCACACGCAUCACUGAUAAUGUGGAUCGGAUCAGAAGCAUCGUCAGCAUUUACGGCAGCUGUAUAGAUGUUGAGCUCCAGCAGAGGGCAGUCGAAUACAACGCUCUAUUCAAAAAAUAUGACCACAUGAGGGCAGCAGUGCUGGAGAGGAUGCCUGUGAUUGAGAAGAACUCUCCGGGUCAUACCAACGGAGAGUCAACAGGGGACACCAUCAAGGAGAUCCAGCCCGCCAAAGUCAAGCAGGGAGAGCUGCUGCCUCCACAACAGCCAGCUAACCAGGUCUGUGAUUUGUUGGACCUGCUGGGGGGCUCUGGGGAGCCUCUGCAGCCCAGUCCUGCACAAGGCAGCGUGGCACCAGGCCUGCCCAUCAUCAGCCCUGCUGGAGGAGACCUUCUGGAUCUGCUGGGAGGCUUAGAGCCCACGCCCGUCGCAUCAGCUCCUGCAGUGACAGUGUAUGAGAAGAGCGGUGUGACUUUGACACUAAGUUGUGAGAAACAGUCAGACUCAGGCCUGACAGUCACACUCACAGCCUCCAACUCCAGUGACUCAGACAUCAGCAGCUUCACUCUACAAGCUGCAGUGCCCAAGAGUGUCCAGUUACACAUGAAGGCUCCCAGUGGGGACUUUCUUCCUGCACAAGGCGCAGCUAAGGUGACCCAGAUGGUGGUCCUCAACAACCCAAACAAGGUGAACCUGAAGAUGAGGGUACGCAUAUCAUACACAACCCAAGGAUCCGGUUUUCAGGAUACAGUCCAGAUUGACUACUUCCCCGGACUCAAUGCUGCCAGCCACUGACAGCAGCCUGUCAGUCCAACAGGACUAUGACGAGUCUGUGAAUGAAUCAGCAGGCGUCACCCUCACUGAUGAAGGGUUUCUGUGCUGUCAGAGCCUCUACACUACAGUCCAAGCUGCUGUGUCUCAAAUACCUGAUUUUAUUUGUGUUUUUUUUUUUUUUUUAAGACUGAGGAACACUUUUCUUUCACAGGAAAUCGCAGCCUCAUGUAUGAACUCCCCUUCAUUUGGAACUCUAAUGUAUAUGAGAUGGAUGUGGCACAGGCUUUGGAAUAUGCAGGUAUAACACGAAAAAUACUCCAUUCGUAUUUUUCUUGGAAUUUGCAGUGACUACUGUCCACACACAUGUACCUAAGUACCACCCUGUCCUUUUUUCUUUUUCUUUAACUACAGCUGAUUGUAUUCUUAUUCCACACUUCAAAAUAUGUACUUUUUUUGUGGUUCCUGUCACACAGCACUCCACGUCCCCUCCCUUCAAAGUGAUUUCCUUUAUGAAAUACUUUCCUUCAUCCUUGUUUAAGAGCAGCUGACCACUAACAAAUGAACCACUGCUACGAAACACUCUUAUCCAGAUUUUAAACACAACCACAUGACUUGCAUCCUUUCGGUCUUCAGUUUGCUCUUAUCUUUUUCUCAGAGUACAACAUAUGAACAUCUACAUUAUCUCAUCUCCUUAUUUCCCCUGUGCCUUUCAUACCUUUGAGAGCAGAGGUUUUCUCAUAUACUAAAUGUGUAAUUAUAUAGUUUUGGAUGCCAAGAAACGGUUUUAAAUAUAGGUUAGUUAUAUACAUCUUUUAAUCAUUCCCAUACAAGCAACCCUUGUUGCUUAUUCUGAAGAGAACUCCUCGUCUAUUGUUUACAGAAUACCUUUGCUGAGUUAUUGUAUUUUAUGAAGGCUGUGUACAGUGAAACAAAAAUGGGCAUGGUUACUCUCUGCAAGAUGUAUAUUUUAGAUAUUAAGUAUAUACAGUAAGCACAAUUGGAAGAAUUUUAAGUCUUUGAUCAAUUUUACACAUGCAAGCAGACAUACCUCUAGAAGCCGGUUAGUAAUUUGAUCAAUCAUCUCAUUAUCUUUUAAAACAAAACACUGGAUGCUGGAUGUCAGCAAUGGUGCUUCAGUGCAAUCUGUACCAGACUGUUUCAGAUCACUACCUUAACUUAAAAAAAUGUUAUGGACAGACCAGGAGGAGUUAAUUUUGUCAGCUGUUUAGAUCCUCUUUGAAGCUUCUGUCUCAUGUCAUUUUCUAAAUAAAAGAAAAAAAUCAGUUUUCAGAAUCCUCA
Messenger RNA from Scomber scombrus (Atlantic mackerel), 3877 nucleotides. RefSeq names its product adaptor related protein complex 1 subunit gamma 2 (gene ap1g2). Lineage: Eukaryota; Metazoa; Chordata; Actinopteri; Scombriformes; Scombridae. Gene Ontology annotation, biological process: Golgi to vacuole transport; intracellular protein transport; receptor-mediated endocytosis. Gene Ontology annotation, molecular function: clathrin-cargo adaptor activity. Gene Ontology annotation, cellular component: membrane coat; Golgi apparatus; AP-1 adaptor complex. The record is from RefSeq and is a predicted model, not a curated record. The coding region runs from base 92 to 2599 and encodes 835 amino acids. The transcript is spliced from 21 exons.